Rhodotorula graminis WP1 is the source of this 1672-nucleotide messenger RNA. RefSeq lists its product as uncharacterized. The record is from RefSeq and is a predicted model, not a curated record. Lineage: Eukaryota; Fungi; Basidiomycota; Microbotryomycetes; Sporidiobolales; Sporidiobolaceae. Bases 16 to 1620 code for a protein of 534 amino acids. Gene Ontology annotation, molecular function: calcium-dependent cysteine-type endopeptidase activity. Gene Ontology annotation, biological process: proteolysis. The transcript has 14 exons.
AACGACCUCUACGUCAUGUCGGGCUGGCUGCCCGAGACGAUCCCGCUCCGCACGGGCCUCCGGAGCGAGGCGGCGUGGCAGCGCAUCCGGAACGGCUUCUCUCUCGGUCAUUGCGUCUUGACGGUCGGUACGGGCAAGGUCGUCGAGGAGGGCUCGUCGUCGCUCGGGCUCGUCUCGUCGCACGACUACGCCGUCAUCGAUGUGCGCGAGGAGCGCGGCGUGCGGCAGCUCGUCAUCGUUAACCCGUGGCGGGCCGUCUCGGGCAACGACAGCUGGACGUCGGGCCUGCGAGAAGCACGCGACGGCGCAGAAGGACCUCAACCCCUCGUCGUCGACUGGGAGUCGCUCCCGGCGCACUUUGCCGCCCUGCACGUCAACUGGGACCCGGCGACGUUCGACAACAGCGCAACAGCACAUCUCUCUGCACCGACCUCGACCGCCGCUUCGGCCUCCUCUUCUGCCGCAUCAAGACACCGACACGUCAAGCGCAUCCGCCUCGAGGUCGAGCCCGACCCGGCACUGCCGUCCGAGGUCUGGCUCUUUCUCGCCCGACACUCGACCGCGCCGCUCGAGAAGGGCGAGUACAUCGGCCUCGGCGUCGCAAGGAGCUCGAUGUCUCUUACGGGCUCGGACGACGCCUUGCGGCUCGAUGACUCGGCGUCCAUGCACGACAACCUCAACGACCUGUACCGCUUUCUGCCCGAGCCCGGCGCGACCUCAUUCGACCUCGUCGUCUCGCACGAGGGACGUGCGCCCAACUUUCGCUUCACGCUGUCGGCCUACAGCAACAGCCGCGUCAAGUUUCUCGAGCCGCCAGCACCGCUUCCUCACGCCGUCAAGACUACGGGCUCUUGGACGACGGCGACCGCCGGCGGCAACCACACCUGCCCGACGUUCCUGCACAACCCGCAGUACUGCGUCACGAUCAAGUCGUCGUCGGGCGCCGCAGGAGGAAAGGCGACGCUCGAGGUCGUCGGCGAGACGGACAAGGACUCGCCCAUCAACGUCAAGCUCCUCUUUCGAGGUGGCGCUCGAAUCGCAGAGUUCGAGGGUCGUGACGUGGUCGGCGGAGGGUCAACUUACGCUCACGGGCGCGCUUCGUUCUCGGUUCGCGACGUCGCUCCCGGCUCCUACACCCUCGUUGUCUCGUCCUUCCAGCCUCGCCACCUCGCCGACUUUUCCCUCGUCCUGCGCUCGAGCCUGCCCGUCGAGCUCGCCCCGGUACCGCCAGAGGGUGCAGGUAUGUACGCGCGGCAGGCCAGGGGCGCUUGGUCGGACGGCUGCGACGGCGGCAAGGACGCGUUGAGGCGGAACCCGAGGUUCGCGCUUCGAGUGACGAGGGCGACGAGCGUCAAGGUCCGGCUGCAGACGCCCGCAGGCCCUCGCCCGAUCGCCGUUUCCCUCUUUUCCGCCUCUCGAACCGGCGAGCCUCUGCAGCAGGUCGCCUCGUCUGGCGCCUACUCGGACGCCGUCUGCGGCGUCGUCCUGCCCCUCACUCGCCUCGAGCCCACUGAGCAUGGCUACCUCGUCGUCCCCUCGACUUUCCAGCCCGGCGUGCACGCCGAGUUCUCGAUCUCUCUGUACGCCGAUGCGCCCGUCACGCUCGCGAGGGUCGAGUAGCAACUGCUCGGAUCGUCGAGACGAGGGGAGGAACGAGAUCAUGUUGCACCAG